AUGAGCGCUCAAUGCCAGGUCUUCGCAACGAACUUCAACCCUAAUGGCGUUCGCAUGGGCAACAAGGUCCUGCGCCAGCGACUCCGAGGACCUGCACUUGCCGCAUACUACCCGAGGAGAGUGGCUACAAUCAAGGAUGUGAGGGAAGAGUUUGGCCCUGGCUUGGAUACAUGGGAGGACGCCGAGGAGGAUCGAUUUGAGUACAUUGAUGAAUUGAAGGAGCGUGGAAAGGGUGCCCCCAAAAAGAAGUCGGCUCCUCCUACGACGAAACCGGGCGCUGGAGGCAAGAGGCGAUAA
Molecule: messenger RNA, 297 nt
Organism: Clonostachys solani
Lineage: Eukaryota; Fungi; Ascomycota; Sordariomycetes; Hypocreales; Bionectriaceae
Source: the annotation of a GenBank genome assembly